Fonsecaea nubica is the source of this 726-nucleotide messenger RNA. RefSeq lists its product as hypothetical. Lineage: Eukaryota; Fungi; Ascomycota; Eurotiomycetes; Chaetothyriales; Herpotrichiellaceae. Gene Ontology annotation, cellular component: endoplasmic reticulum. Bases 1 to 726 code for a protein of 241 amino acids. The transcript has a single exon. Gene Ontology annotation, biological process: peptidyl-proline hydroxylation to 4-hydroxy-L-proline. The record is from RefSeq and is a predicted model, not a curated record. Gene Ontology annotation, molecular function: procollagen-proline 4-dioxygenase activity; iron ion binding; L-ascorbic acid binding.
AUGGCUCCGCGAAGCAAACAAAAGGCUGCUCCCCCAUCAAAGGGCGAUAAUGUUCAGCCAACAAAGCCCCAUCUGCCAGAUUGGCCUCCUCUAGCACCUCUCGUCCCCCAGGAGCACCUAUUUAUCGAGACAGUCGUCCCUGGACAGAUCUUGGUCAUCCGAAACCUGUUCACGUCUAGUCUAUGCCGAAACUACGUGGCUUUCCUCUCUUCCUUACCCUUGACUACGACACCGGGCAAGCCGAAGCGAGGGGAGGCGACCCGAGUCAAUGACCGAUUCCAGGUUGAAGACCCGAAAUUCGCCAAGAUGCUCUGGGAGUGCACCGGCAUGCAGUAUCUAGUCAGGUCCUUCGAAGAUCAGGCUGUCUUAGGAGGCACGGUGCUGGGGCUGAAUCCGAAUAUAAGAGUGUAUCGGUAUCGGCCGGGUCAAUUCUUCGACAAGCAUUAUGAUGAGAGCAAUAAAUUACAGUUUGGCGAGCAAAAGCUACCUGCCAAAACUACCUGGACCCUCCUCAUCUACCUUACAACAUGCGAAGGUGGUGAGACCGCGUUCUAUCCAGAACCCCUGAAAAAGGGCGACAGACCUCCCGAGCCGAUUGUGGUCGGACUGGAGACUGGGAUGGCCCUCCUCCACAAGCACGGCGAUGAUUGCCUGCUGCAUGAAGGCAAAGAGGUCAAGAAGGGCGAGAAGUGGGUAUUGAGGAGUGAUAUCGUGGUGCAGAGGUAG